Messenger RNA from Hipposideros armiger (great roundleaf bat), 513 nucleotides. Its product is annotated as histone H2B type 1-A. The record is from RefSeq and is a predicted model, not a curated record. Lineage: Eukaryota; Metazoa; Chordata; Mammalia; Chiroptera; Hipposideridae. Gene Ontology annotation, cellular component: nucleosome. The coding region runs from base 114 to 497 and encodes 127 amino acids. Gene Ontology annotation, molecular function: DNA binding; protein heterodimerization activity; structural constituent of chromatin. The transcript has a single exon.
CCCAACACAGAAGGUCACGGUCGCCUAUAAAUACCGCUCUUUUGACCCGCAAACAUUAGUUGCUGGCUUGGUGCUGUUGUGAGUGUUAAUGGUCGCUGACCUCAGCACUUACCAUGCCGGAGCUGACUUCAAAAGGCGCCACUGUUUCCAAAAAGGGUUUCAAGAAAGCAGUUACGAAGACACAGAAAAAGGAGGGAAAGAAGCGGAAGAAGUGCCGCAAAGAGAGUUAUUCGAUUUAUAUCUACAAGGUGCUGAAGCAGGUGCACCCGGACACGGGCAUCUCGUCCAAGGCCAUGAGCAUCAUGAAUUCGUUCGUCACUGAUAUUUUUGAGCGCAUCGCGGGCGAGGCGUCGCGCCUGGCGCAUUACAACAAGCGCUCGACCAUCACGUCCCGGGAGAUCCAGACGGCCGUGCGCCUGCUGCUGCCCGGGGAGCUGGCCAAGCACGCCGUGUCGGAGGGCACCAAGGCCGUCACCAAGUACACCAGCUCUAAAUAAAGCCACCGGAGAGCGU